AAACAUAACUAUUUAGUUAAACGACCUUCUCGUUCGAUCCAUCCACACUUCCGGCGAGACAAAUCGGAGUAUCCUACACUUCUCCGGAACCCUAAUUUAUAUCCCCCGACGAGAUAGAGCUUCCGUUUUAUCAAUCUCCAAAGGUCAACGCGUGAUUUCGAAUCUCCUUUUUUUUUGCGAGAGAUCUUCAAUGUCCGGAAGAAACCGCGGAUCUUACGGCGGCUUACAACCUCCGAUCAACCAACCACCUUUCGUCAGAGGAGGCUUAGGAGGAGGAGGAGGACCAGCACCUCCUCCUCAUCAUCCUUCUCGUCCCUUAGACGACACCAGAGAACCCCAAUUCCGAGGCCAUCAUCUUCAACACCAUUCCAUCAUCGAAGACCGAAUCGCAGCUCAGAACCAAGACGUGCAGGGCCUACUCGCCGACAACCAGAGACUCGCCGCGACGCACGUGGCGCUGAAGCAGGAGCUGGAGGUAGCUCAGCACGAGCUGCAGAGGAUGAUGCACUACAUCGACUCGCUGAGAGCCGAGGAGGACGUGAUGAUGAGGGAGAUGUACGACAAGUCGAUGCGGUGCGAGGCGGAGCUGCGUCAGGUCGACGCGCUUCGAGCGGAGGUUCAGAAGGUGAGGGCCGAUAUCAAGGAGUUUACCUCGAGCAGGCAGGAGCUGACGAGCCAGGUUCAUCUGAUGAGUCAAGAUCUCGGGAGGCUAACGGCCGAGCUGCAGCAGAUACCGACUUUAACUGCGGAGAUUGAGAACACUAAGCAAGAGCUGCAACGCGCUAGAGCGGCUAUUGAUUAUGAGAAGAAAGGGUAUGCGGAGAAUUACGAGCACGGGAAAGUUAUGGAGCAGAAGCUUGUUGCGAUGGCUCGGGAACUUGAGAAGCUUAGAGCUGAGAUUGCUAACUCGGAGAGUAGAGCUCCUCAUGCAGCUGGUCCUGUUGGGAAUCCUGGUGGAGUUGGUUAUGGUGGUGGUGGGUAUGGAAACCAUGAGGCUGGUGGGUAUGCUGUGAAUCCCUAUCAACCUAACUAUGCCAUGAAUCCAGCACAGGCACAGGCACAGGGAGGCGUGGAAGGCUAUUAUCCUCCUCCAUAUGGAGCACCCACUGCCUGGGCGGGUGGCUAUGAUCCGCAGCAGCAGCAACAACAACAGUAUUAUCCACAACAAGGACAAGGACAGGGAUGAAAAUGUCCAAGUCGUAUAUUUCCCGGACAACAACUCGCAAAUUUAAAAACAAAGCAAACCUCCCCUUUUGUAAUCUUGCUGCGUACAAGCAAAAUUCUGAACAAACCAAUGUAUUAAGUCCUUUUUUUUUAAAUUAUGAAAGAAGGGAAGAAGCCUACA
Messenger RNA from Raphanus sativus (radish), 1345 nucleotides. Its product is annotated as protein FLX-like 1. Lineage: Eukaryota; Viridiplantae; Streptophyta; Magnoliopsida; Brassicales; Brassicaceae. The transcript has 4 exons. The record is from RefSeq and is a predicted model, not a curated record. Bases 191 to 1186 code for a protein of 331 amino acids.